AUGCGAGCACCCAGGAUGACUUGUCAGGAGCGACGCAGCAUAGAGGCCAUGGCCCGAGACCUACAUGAUGCUCGUAGUAGGAUUGCUUAUCUUCAUCACAGCAUUGCCGACAUGUCAGACGUGGUGGAUGCGGUGUGUGGUUAUGCAUACUCCACCGAGAGGACUGCAAUCAGAGCUAUGAUCACUAGCGCUAUCGCUGGAGGGCUAGCAUUGAUUCUGGCAGUGGCACUUAUUUGGGUGAUUGUGUUUUGGGGUUGA
Molecule: messenger RNA, 258 nt
Organism: Lactuca virosa
Lineage: Eukaryota; Viridiplantae; Streptophyta; Magnoliopsida; Asterales; Asteraceae
Source: the annotation of a GenBank genome assembly